Plasmodium knowlesi strain H is the source of this 1305-nucleotide messenger RNA. RefSeq names its product conserved Plasmodium protein, unknown function. Bases 1 to 1305 code for a protein of 434 amino acids. The transcript has a single exon. The record is from RefSeq and is a predicted model, not a curated record. NCBI's taxonomy places the organism in Eukaryota, Apicomplexa, Aconoidasida, Haemosporida, Plasmodiidae.
AUGUUGGAAAGCCUUUGUAUCGACUUAAUCAACGAGCUGUUCAUAACAAAAUAUAAAUUUCUCCUGGCGAUGAAACUGAACAUUAUGUUGAGUGCAAAAUGCCAGAAUUGCUCAAAGAACAAAGUUGCGAAGGAUGACCAGGAUGGGGUGUCCCCAUCAACUGUAGGAAAUUCUACACCGGUGCUUCAUACGCAGGAGGAAUAUAACUACGCCAAUUUUUGUGAUUUAAAAAGGAAAGAAAUGAGGAAACAGAGAAUAAAAAAAAGAAAUUUCAAAAGGUUAAGAAAAUAUGUAAGGGAUUUAAAGGAGCACCGUGCAGUGGAUUAUUCGGAAGGAGGGAAUGACGAGGCGCAAACCUGCGGAGCGACUUGUCUGAUGAAAGCCAGUCAAGCGAACACCUCCCACGAAUGUGCACCGCAUUAUGGUGCAUCGCAUAUCUACCAACCUUCGUUAAUUAUUUUACGCAGUAGAAAAAUUCGCGUGGGAAGAAAAAGUGUUGUGCUUCACCUAAAGGAAAGGUGCAUUUUAAAAAAAGAAAAGAACUCCCCUUGUUCAGAAGAUGGUGAAGGGAAAAAGGUUCCAAUGACCACUCCUCCAAUGGAAAAAUCAAGAAAGAAAAAAAAAGUAGAUCAUCACAUCAGAAUGCUAAAUAACGAAUUAUGCGAAUACAUCAGCAAAGAUUUUUAUCCAUUUCUGUCUCUCUACAAUUUUGACAAGGAACCCUUACCCCCCAAGAAGAACAGAAUAAAUACUCUCCUGAGUAAAGAAAAAAUGAACAGCGUUUCAAGAAACAGAAAAAAAAUAAAAGGAACACUACGAGGGGAGUAUACCAAAGGACCUGUUCUUCUUUCGUCCAAAAAAUUAAAUACACAUUAUGUGAAAUUCCUAUCCAAAGUGCGAAUGCUCAUUAAAAGGGCCUACAAAGGAAAUAGUGGAGGAGAGACAACGCAGACUCAGGGGGAUGAUCCAAAGUAUACCAUCUUAAAAACGCUUUUGUAUUUAAAAGGGGGGGGUAUCAGUAACACAACCAGUUGCGCUUCUAGUAGGGCUAGUUGUGGGAGGGAACUGGCAAAGGGAUCCACACACAGAAAGGAUCGUUCCAAAGAUUUACUACUCUUGGAUGGGCCAAGUGAAGGAUAUAAGUACGAGGUGUACAGAGCGAUUUCCACAAUUCGCUUUUUGAGGGAAAGCCUCCAUAUCCUCCGAAUGGACACCAUAUACAUUUUUGUUUUUUUCGCGUCCUACAUAAAUGGGAUCUUGGCGAGGUUGCAAGGAGGACGAUGUAGCGAAGGGGCAAUUGGGUGA